CCGCUCUCCGGGCCUCACGGAUUUACGCCGGCGACAAGGGCAUAUUCUCACUCGCCUAGUGAGAUAUCCUGCAACUUGAAGGUUGAAGGUGCAGCCGUAUCCAAUCAUUUUACUGACCCUUCCCUCUGUUGGCUUACCACGGGCUCGUGAAUCCAUCCUGUGCUCUGCUCAAGCCCCCAAUUGCGUGGGUCAGCCGCAAGUCCCAGUGAAUCUGAGCCGUAAAUCGCUUUGUCUUAAUGUGAAUCUUGAGAAAUACUGAGCCUUCCUCUCAACAGAUCAUCAGCUGCAGUUCUAGCUAUAAAGCCAAAGGCUUCCGGACCCAGAGCAAACUCGCCAGGCAUAAAAAUACGGUCUUCAUUCUAUCUAUUCAGCAACCUAACCAUGCUUAACAUUGAGGAAAUUCGUGCCCUCGGAAAUGUCCAUCCAGAAUUUGAGCCUAUCAUCAGAGCUCAUAACCCAAUGCUUAACGGAUGGGAUAUGAACACUGACCUGGAAUCUUUUCGCGAAAUGAUGGCUCAGGUGAAACAGUAUCGACCUAAAUCUGACGCGGCCGCACUUUCAUAUCAGACUAAAGACUUCAAGUUUCCUCUGAGAGAUGGCUUUGAAGUUGACGCCAGAUCAUACAUGCCCGAUGGUGAUGUGCCGACUGACGGACUUCCUGGGCUUGUUGUCUUUCACGGUGGUGGCUUCAUCACAGGUGAUCUUGACACUGAAGCAGGACUAUGUGCCGAGUUCACAAAGCUUGGAGGCAUUGCUGUGAAUAUUGAUUACCGCCAUGCUCCCGAACAUGUGUUCCCCCAAGCUAUCAACGAUGCCUUUGAUGCUACUAUUUGGGUAUCUCAAAAUGUGGACAAGCUUGGAAUCAACCCGUCCAAAGGCUUCAUCAUUGGUGGUACCAGCUCAGGCGCCGACAUCUCUCUGACCAUCUCCCAUCUUUAUAGAGAAGCCGAGACCUUGCACCCUCUAACGGGUGUUUAUGCUCCAAUCACUUCUGGCGUGAAUGAUCAGACGGUCCCUGAAAAGUACAAGGAGUACUUCAUCAGCUACGAGCAAAAUGCCAAGGUCCCCGUGUUUAACGCAGAGUCGAUGAAAUUCGUUCACUCGAAAUAUAGACCUGACCCAAAGAGCCCUCUCGCAUUUCCGGUUGCAUUCCCCAGUCAUGCAAACCUUCCCAAGACUUACUUCCAGGCCUGUGGAAUGGACCCUGUCAGAGACUGCAGCAUUGUGCUUGAGCAAGUCUACAAGGACGAGGGAGUACCUACAAAGAUUGACAUCUACCCGGGUCUGCCUCAUGCGUUUUGGGCCAUCUUUCCAGAACUUGAGAUAUCGCAGAAGCGUGAGCGAGAUACUGUUGAGGGUCUAAAGUGGUUGCUGGCUGUUUAAAGGCCCCCGACGAUGUCUAUGCCAUAGACAGAUUGUUAUUGCUCAGUUUCAAUGAGUCAGACAAGCAUGUUAAAAUGUCGAAUCAGCACUGGUAGUCGUGUGUUUCCACGCGUGCGAAAUGGUUGACGGCACAGGUGACGUAGACCAGCCGUGUAAGUGGGCAAACUCAAGCAGCUGUGGCCCAAAGUGCCAAUCUUUGGAGAUCUUGGAAAUAAAGCAGAAUAAAAG
This is a messenger RNA of Fusarium oxysporum Fo47, 1611 nucleotides long. RefSeq names its product Alpha/Beta hydrolase protein. Bases 382 to 1383 code for a protein of 333 amino acids. The record is from RefSeq and is a predicted model, not a curated record. NCBI's taxonomy places the organism in Eukaryota, Fungi, Ascomycota, Sordariomycetes, Hypocreales, Nectriaceae. Gene Ontology annotation, molecular function: hydrolase activity. The transcript is spliced from 4 exons.